AUACACGCAUGCUGGUUUGUCACCGGAGGGUUUGGGCGGGAGUCCUGCUGCUUCUGUAUAGCUUUGACAUCAUAUAAUGAGCUCAUCUAAUCGCAUCAGUUCAGUCCGUGUUUUACACGUUGCCUGGGAACAACAAGGUCCCUUUAAUUCACUGCAUAUUCUGAAUAUUCGGCACGACUCUGCCUCAUUUCCCACUAACGACUUUAACGCGAAGUACAGACGCAAAAAGUCGCUGUAGAUUUAGAAAUAGCUAAAGCGGUUGAAACAUGCGGUGAAAACAAUCUUUCAUUACCGAGAGCAGCGGGGGAAAGCCUGUGAGUAACGUUCUUUUCAUUCAGGAAUUACCGGACUCUCUUCAGUGGAAGCGCGUGCCCAAGCGCUGUAGUCGCACCGAGCGCGUGAACUGGACACAACCGCGUCCGCGGGUCCGGUGAAACCGCUCCUCAUCUGAGGCACCACAAAGUAUGAAUGAGCUCUGUGAUCCUUGACAUGAAGUUCAGUAGGACGGACAGCUCUCCCCUCCCACAGGCAGAAAUUUCUUCCAACCCAUCACUCUGACGGACAGACAACUCACAUCCCAUAAACCACCAGGCACAAAACGGGCACCGAAAACUCAGCCAUUCUCUGAAAACAAAAGUUCUGAAGAUGAUCUCAACAGGAUUUGUAGUUUACCGACGAUUGGACGUUUGAGUCUGAAGGUCCCGCAAACUCAUGAAGCUUCAGACACCAAGAGCCCAAUCUUCCUUAAAGGAUGACGAUCAGAGCAGCAUCUACAUUGUAUAAUCGAUUUACUUGUCCAGAAUAAGUCUAGAAGUUUUGUCUGGAUGGUUUGAACCAGGAUGGCCAAGCCGUCCUACAGACUGCAGCACUUUUUAAGGCGAGCUCACUUGCUCCUGUUUUUUCUCGGUGUGGCUUACAUCAUGGCAGGGAGCGUUUUACUACUUCAGCGCUCUAGUGUGGUAACAUUUCAGAGGGACACAGAAACAGUGGCACUCCCUUCCCUACCAGCGCCACCUAGAGCCCUGGAGGGACCUGCUGUAAGGUGGCUGUACAGGAGGAACAUCAUCCAGGAGAUAGAAAAUCUUGAUCACACAGACAACAGAAAUGACCAGAAGCACCUCAUAACUCCUAACCUGGAGAUUAGGCAUCUCAGACGCCACUGGUUUCAAAGCAGUGCUGAACAGAAAAGCUUUUCUGAACAUCAUUUACUACAAAAGGAAGCAAGACAAAAAGGGACCUACAUUGGAUGUUUCAUAAAUAAUGAGACGGAGCAUGCACUCGGCGGGACCAUUCUGUAUGAUUUUCGUAAAAUGACCAGCACCUUGUGCCAGGACACCUGCUCAGAGAGUGGUUUCCGGUAUGCAGGAUUGGAGUUUGGAUCAGAGUGUCACUGUGGGAAUCGCGUGUGUGCUCGUCGGGCUCGAGGAGAGGACUGUAAUCUGGACUGCCGGGGAGAGAAGGGAUCCCCAUGUGGAGGGGUGGGACGCAUGUCUGUUUACAGGGUUGAGGAUCGUCUUCCAGGACAGAGGAGAUACAGAACUGUGCACUACCACGGCUGUUACAAAAGGCCAAAGAACUCAACGGCUGACCUCCUGAUCCACACCUCUGGACCGACACACACUCCUCAGCAGUGUAUUGAGAGCUGUACAGAUCAGGACCUGCCACUGGCUCUUUUGAGAGGACAGGACUGUUUCUGCAGCCGUGCCUCAUUUCUUUUGACAAUCCAGAUGAGUGAAAAUGACCAAAUGUGCAAGAAGGCCAACCAAACAAACCAGACUUCCCUUCAUGACCUCGACUUCUACUGGGUGUACAGCACUCCGGUGCUAGAUGCAACGUGCAAAGAAAGGUCAUUUCUGGCCCAGAAGUCCAGCUCUCUUGUGGCCCUGUCCAGUUUUCCAGGAGCAGGAAACACUUGGCUGCGUCACCUGAUCGAACUCGUCACCGGAUUCUACACCGGCAGCUAUUACUUUGACGGAUCUCUGUACAAUAAAGGUUUUAAAGGAGAGAAGGAUUACUGGCAGAGCGGGAGAGUGGUCUGCGUCAAGACUCAUGAAAGUGGCCAGCGAGAGAUCCAGAUGUUUGACUCUGCCAUCUUGCUGAUGCGAAACCCGUACCGCUCUCUGAUGGCAGAGUUCAACCGCAAGUGUGCAGGACACCUGGGCUACGCAUCCCACGCUCACUGGAGGAGCAAAGAGUGGAGUGAGUUUGUGGACAGCUACUCGUCCUGGUGGGUGUCUCACGCUCUGGCCUGGCUGCGCUUUGCCCACCGCUUGUUAGUGGUGCAUUUUGAAGACCUCCAGAAAGAUGUCGUCCCCCAGAUAAAAACAGUCACCGCUUUCCUAAACAUCAGCAUCCCAGAAGAGAGGCUUCUGUGCAUAGAGAGUGACCGAGACGGACAUUUCAAACGCUCAGGAUCUCAUAACCUGAACUUUGACCCCUUCAGCCCAGAGAUGAGAGCUCGGAUUGACCAGUACAUUCAGACGGUGGAUAAAGCCCUGCGGGACAGAAACCACAGCGGCCUGCCACACCAAUACAUGCCCAGGUGAUGGAGGGAGCGCACGCAAACACAAAGUGCCUGAGUAAAAAAAAAACACAACCUUUCAAAUGCUGUGUGUUUGUCUGUUGGUUUGUUUGUGGUGAUGUUGUCACCCGUUUACAGACUGUGCACUUUGUAUGCUUUAUUAAACAGAAUAAUUCACA
Molecule: messenger RNA, 2700 nt
Organism: Danio rerio (zebrafish)
Lineage: Eukaryota; Metazoa; Chordata; Actinopteri; Cypriniformes; Danionidae
Source: RefSeq, a predicted model, not a curated record